GGGCUAACAUGACGUCACACCGUUAUCCGGUACGGUUCUCGUUCAUCGCCGCUUCCGCAGAAUCACAUCAACAAGAAUCACAUCAACAGAACCGACAGCACAGGAGAGGAGAGAACCGGACCGAGCCGUGGACACUCCAUCACUCCAUCAUUAUAUCAGUCCUCUCUCAGUGCACUGCGGCUGCUGCUGUUUGUUGUUGUUGUUUAUUUGGAGCUGAGGGAUUUUUGGGGACUGCCGCGGUGUGAACUUGACCAUGUCAGAGCCGGGACAGUGAUGAAGAAACGGAGGGACUCUUCAGCUCUCCUGAUCCACACACUCGGUAGGUAGGUCAUCCUUUGUUGGACAAUGAUCUGGCCCAGUGCUUUGAGACCGUUCUGUUAUGGAUAGGGUUCUCAGUGAUACUCAGUGACACUUGGUGACCUGUGUCUGGAGUUCCCUGGAGAGGAAGUGAUUUGGUCUGUAUUUCACUUUUGCAUUCCCAGUGCCAUGGUUCUUUCAAAAAAAGAUCUUGCUGAGAACAUCCAUUGUCCAAGCUGCAGGAUUUGCAAACACAGCCGGUGGCUAGUCGAGAUGUUUUCCCUCGCUUCUGCAUGGGGCUAGAAGGUCUGUAAACUCUGACACUGCCCCUAUACCAAUGGUUUCGGCUCAAAUUCUGGACCUCCACUAAAACUAGCCACUGAUCCAGAUCACCUGCAGAGCAUUGAGGGAUCUCCGCAUUCACCAGGCUGCGUGAGCUACACGUGUUGCCGGAGAUGGACACGGUGUCCUUGUGGAUUUUUAAAUAAGUGACUUGUUGUGAGCUCUGGAGCGAGGAGGACUCGUGCUCCAUGGCAUGGGUGAAGCUGUUCAGGAAGCCGGGGAGCAGUGGCUUUGGUGCUGGUGCAGGAGGCGUCGCAGGUCCAGGCUUGGGGAAAUCAUAUCAACCAGGAAGCAUGCUCUCACUGGCGCUCACCAAGGGUCUGCUGAAUGAACCGGGCCAGAACAGCUGCUUCCUCAACAGCGCUGUACAGGUUCUCUGGCAGCUGGACAUCUUCAGGAGGAGUCUAAGACAGCUCUCAGCUCAUUUCUGCCUCGGGGACGCUUGCAUCUUCUGCGCUUUAAAGAGCAUCUUCAGUCAGUUCCAGCAGAGUCGGGAGCGAGUGUUGCCCUCAGACUCGCUGCGGCACGCGCUGGCUGAGACCUUUAAAGACGAGCAGCGUUUCCAGCUCGGACUCAUGGACGACGCUGCAGAAUGUUUUGAGAACAUCCUUGAGAGGAUUCAUCUGCACUUGGUGUGUGAUUCAGGUGAAAGUUGUACCUCUAGGUCCUGUAUCACACACCAGAAGUUCUCCAUGACUCUGUAUGAACAGUUCGUGUGUCGGAGUUGUGGAGCGUCGCUGGAUCCUCUGCCCUUCACAGAGUUAGUGCACUACGUGUCCACUACGGCCCUCUGUCAGCAGGUGGAGCGUGCGUUGGAGAGGACGGACAGGUUGCGCUCUGAUAUGUUCAGUGAACUGCUGCAGGCAGCAAACACGAUUGGAGAUCUGCGUAACUGCCCUAGUAACUGUGGCCAGAACAUCAAGAUCCGCCGAGUGCUGAUGAACUGCCCCGAGAUUGUCACCAUCGGCUUCGUGUGGGAUGCAGAACAGUCCGAUCUGACCGAGGAUGUGAUCCGAUCUCUCGGCCCUCACCUCAACCUGUCAGGGCUUUUCUACAGAGUUAUGGAUGAAAAUGCUAAGAAGCGAGAGCUUCACCUGGUGGGAAUGAUCUGCUACUCCAACCAUCAUUACCUCGCCUUCGCCUACCACAGCAAGUCUUCCAAAUGGGUGUUCUUCGACGACGCCACAGUGAAAGAGAUCGGCUCGAAAUGGAAGGACGUCGCAUCAAAGUGUAUCCGAGGUCAUUUCCAGCCACUUCUGCUGUUCUACGCUGACCCUGAGGGCAGCGCCGUGUCCAAUGAAGACGCCCCGCGACAGACCACCAUGUGGUCCCAGUACAAAUCUGCCCUCAAUGGGGAGGGGCCAGGUGAUGUCACCAUCUCAGGGCCAAAGAGAUUUGACGGAGGAAGAGAAGCUGCAGCGUCACUGCGCAUUAAUCACAAACACACACUGCAGUCAGCCAAUCGACUUAAAGUUUAUCCCGACAGUCCGAGAGAGACGUCACAUGGAGCAGAGAGAGCGAGACGAGAGACUGACCGAGUCCAUCGCAGAGCCGAGUCACUUCAACACAGAGACGUGACGUAUCCAGGAUCAUCGUCUCCUUCUGAGAAUGGCCCUCGCUCCCACUCUGACCAGAGAACACAGAGAACGCCCCGCCUAGAUCACUCGGAUCGCUCCGCCCCCCACAUGAGAACGGUCGGGUGUCCGGGGGGAAAGCCCAAGCCGUCGUGGCGUCCCGUGCGUGAAGUCCUGAACGUGGACAGAGUUCUGAGUGAACUGGAGCACAGGAGACAGCAGCAGCAAGUACAGGGAAGUCCACGCUGUAACCGGCGUCAGGAGAGAGCACCGUCCCAGCGCAGGCCCAGAGGACUCAUGACCAUCUACGAGGACGAGACCAGGCCGGAGACGGAAAGCCGCAGUUCACAGGAGUCUCGACGUGACACCGUGCUUCGAGGCAGAACCUCGGCGGUGAACAGAACAGACCACUGGACCAUCCAGAGGACGGAGUCGGGGUACGAGAGCAGCGACAGGCUGAGCAGCGGUUCUGCAAACGCAGAGUCUCCGGGGUUGGAGAACCUGCUGGGGAAGGAGACACGAGGAACUGAGGCUCAACAGCUCAGAGCUCCAGCUCACACUCGCAUGGACACUAAAGCAGAGGCGGUGCGCUCUCCACUGAUUCACAAUAAACACGUGCUGAAGUUUCCGGGCCGGAACGCUGAGAAUCUGCUGAAAGGAAGCCCAAAUGUGAGGAGGAAGGCGAGAUACUCUUCCUCAGAGUGUAACAGCUCGGAUGAGACGAGUAACACAGCGUCUGAGCAGGAGGACAGCGCCUACCGCUCCAGCACCAGUGAGACCGCGCCCGCAGAGUUGUCCCUGGCCACGCCCACUCAGCCUUCACGCUCAAAACACACCCCGAGAGCAUCAGAGGCCCGGAGAGAACAGCCUUUCCGUCCACGUCUCCUUCAGACAUCGGCGUCUGAUCUGAAGUGUGGAUCGGAGUCUGAGCGGCGAGACGACGAGACGAGCGAGACGGAACAGAGCCGUGGUAAAGCUGGAGUUGCUCUCACCACGUAUUUCUCUGUGGACAACUGCAUGACGGAUGCUUACAGACUGAAGUACCAUCACCAGAGACCGCUGGUGCUCAGCAUGGCUCCGCCUCCAUCCGAUAUCACCAAGAUCCGAUCUGACACGGGUUCAAGCAGCAAUAAAUCCACGGCAAAGUGGCACCCGGUAACAAUGAAAGGACUGGACGAGCGCGGGUAUCUGUGAAGGAGUGAGAGAGACAGAGAGAGAUAGAGAGAGAGAGAUGUCCUCAUCAGUGCAGUGUGUGUAAACAGAAAGCCGUGUGUUGAGUCUGGACACGAUGCAGCACACUGCACUGGGACGCUUUCAGAGUUCCAGAUAAAAUAAAAGCACGUUUCUGUCUUUUUUAUUUAUUUAUUUUUAUUGUUAAAGGGCCAUUGUUAAAUAUGCAGUUUAAAGCUGAAGGCCAAAGAGUCCUGGAAGACAGCAGAUCAUCACAGAGUGGUAAAGUUUCUCCAGCUUCUGACCGGGAUUAAAAAAGUGUGGUGGGUUUCUUUGUGUCAGAUCUCCAGACUUUCCUCCUGAGCAGAAGAGUAAAAGUCCACGCUGGUGUACAGAGUGCCUUCUGACUGAGUCGUCAUACACAACACUGGCAUGAUGACUCCUGUGAAGUGACUGAUCUACAACUAUGUCUCUAUAUAUAUUUUUCCAAAAUGCCUAUGCAUUCAUUUAUAUUCUUUGUUUAAUAAACUUGAGUUAAAACAUUCA
Molecule: messenger RNA, 3929 nt
Organism: Hemibagrus wyckioides
Lineage: Eukaryota; Metazoa; Chordata; Actinopteri; Siluriformes; Bagridae
Gene: usp53b
Product: ubiquitin specific peptidase 53b
Exons: 17
Coding region: 828-3407 (859 amino acids)
Biological process (GO): protein deubiquitination; response to auditory stimulus; sensory perception of sound
Cellular component (GO): cell-cell junction
Molecular function (GO): cysteine-type deubiquitinase activity
Source: RefSeq, a predicted model, not a curated record